AUGGCAACUUCAGCAGACGCGCUCAUCAUUGGUAGCGGCCCAGCAGGCCUUACCGCGGCUCUCACUCUGGCUCGUCAACAACAGAAUUCAAUCGUUUUCGAUGCUGGAACCUAUCGAAAUGACCCCGCAGACUAUAUGCAUUUAAUUCCUGGAUUUGAUCAUGUUAAACCCUCGGAAUAUCGAGAGAAAGCCAGGAACAAUAUUCUCUCGAACUAUGACCAUGUCCAGUUCAAGAAUAAAGCCGUUUCUAGCGUGCGAAAGGACGAGUCAGGAGGCUUCUCUCUGACCGAUGAGACUGGAAACAUGUGGAACGGAAAAAAGAUCAUUCUGUGCAACGGUGUCGAGGACGUCUUCCCCGAUAUCCCGGGCUAUGCUGAGUGCUGGGGCAAGGGAAUAUUCCACUGUCUUUUCUGUAAAGGCUACGAAGAGCGAGGAUGCACUUCCGCUGGUGUGCUUGCCAUUGGCGGACUUUCCAAGCCCCCCUCGGCCCUGCACGUCGCCCGACAGGUAUCAACACUUAGUCAAAGCGUGACAAUCUACACAAACGGCUCUGAGGAUCUCGCUAAAGCAGUGAGCGAAGGAUUUGGGACCUCAACUGUCAUGAAGGUCGAUUCUCGCAAAAUCAAGAGCCUGUCCAAACAAGACGAGAAGGCGAGUAUACUUCUCGAGUUUGAAGAUGGAAGUAGCGUGACGGAGGGAUUCCUUGCGCACACUCCCGAUACAAAACCCCGCGGUUCUUUCGCAGAGCAACUUGGCCUGGAGCUGACACCUAGCGGUGAUAUCAAAAUAGCCCCUCCCUUCUACCAAACCACCGUCAAGGGUGUAUUUGCGGCAGGUGACAACUGUGGACUGAUGAAAAAUGUUCCCCAUGCCAUCUUUUCGGGCUCCCUGGCUGGGAUGGGAGUCUCCACAGCGAUUGCGGCGGAGGCUCAGGGACAGAAACCGCUGUUUGGUUAA
Molecule: messenger RNA, 957 nt
Organism: Penicillium roqueforti
Lineage: Eukaryota; Fungi; Ascomycota; Eurotiomycetes; Eurotiales; Aspergillaceae
Gene: gliT
Product: thioredoxin reductase gliT
Exons: 2
Coding region: 1-957 (318 amino acids)
Molecular function (GO): oxidoreductase activity
Source: RefSeq, a predicted model, not a curated record